Arvicola amphibius (Eurasian water vole) is the source of this 1542-nucleotide messenger RNA. It is a transcript of the gene Fbxo28, whose product is annotated as F-box protein 28. NCBI's taxonomy places the organism in Eukaryota, Metazoa, Chordata, Mammalia, Rodentia, Cricetidae. Gene Ontology annotation, molecular function: protein binding. The record is from RefSeq and is a predicted model, not a curated record. The transcript has 5 exons. Gene Ontology annotation, biological process: protein polyubiquitination. Bases 15 to 1121 code for a protein of 368 amino acids.
CUCAAACUCCCAAGAUGGCGGCGGCGUCUGAGGAGCGGAUGGCCGAGGAAGGAGGCGGUAGCCACGGCGACGGCGGCUCCUGUUCGGCCUCCGGCUCCGCUCAGCGACAGCCCCCGCCGACCCCGUCGCAGGCCCCGCAGCCGGGAUCCCAGGCACCUGCGGCGCCCGCGCUGGCUCCGGACCACCUGCCUCAAAACAACACACUGGUGGCGCUGCCCAUCGUAGCCAUCGAGAACAUACUCAGCUUUAUGUCCUACGACGAAAUUAGUCAGCUCCGCCUGGUUUGUAAAAGAAUGGACUUGGUCUGUCAGAGAAUGUUGAAUCAGGGAUUUCUGAAAGUGGAGAGGUACCACAAUCUAUGUCAGAAGCAAGUUAAAGCACAACUGCCAAGGAGAGAGUCAGAAAGGAGAAACCAUUCCUUAGCUCGUCAUGCAGAUAUCCUUGCUGCCGUGGAAACAAGGCUGUCACUGUUAAAUAUGACUUUCAUGAAGUAUGUGGACUCCAACCUCUGUUGCUUCAUACCAGGAAAGGUGAUUGAUGAGAUUUAUCGUGUACUGAGAUACGUCAAUUCUACCAGAGCCCCUCAGCGAGCCCAUGAAGUGCUACAGGAGCUACGGGAUAUCUCCUCCAUGGCCAUGGAGUACUUUGAUGAGAAGAUUGUUCCAAUUCUGAAGAGGAAAUUACCAGGAUCAGAUGUGUCUGGAAGACUCAUGGGCUCUCCUCCAGUUCCCGGACCAUCUGCAGCCCUGACAACAAUGCAGCUCUUCUCCAAGCAGAACCCUUCGAGACAGGAGGUCACCAAGCUCCAGCAGCAGGUUAAAACCAAUGGUGCUGGCGUGACUGUCCUCAGGCGUGACAUUUCUGAGCUCCGCACCAAAGUGCAAGAACAGCAGAAACAGCUUCAAGACCAAGACCAGAAACUGCUAGAGCAGACCCAGAUCAUAGGUGAACAGAACGCACGGUUGGCGGAGCUGGAGCGGAAGCUUCGAGAGGUCAUGGAAAGUGCAGUGGGAACAUCCUCAGGUUCUGGGCAGGGGGAGGACUCUCCUCGGAAACGAAGGAAGGCGGCAGAAGCCAUAGACUCUCUUAGGAAAUCCAAACGACUUCGGAACAGGAAGUAAAUUGGAAUGUGGCUGUAGCUCUGAGAAAGAUGUCUGUGGCCGGAAGUUUAAGCAGCUCUUCCUGUCAGGAUACUGGAGCAACAUGGUAUCCCUUAGGCUUCCAGGCGAUCAGAACACAACUUACACUUGGCUCUUGUGGUUGGCAUCCCUUCUUGCGCUUCUCUGGUGGAGCUGAUGCAGAGAUCCUCUUACUUUGCAAUAGAUCUGUACUAACCAGACCCAUGCUGUCAUGUUUGGGCGCUAACGUUUUCCUGUGCGGAUGAUGUGUUAAGUUUGUCUGUUUCAGCAUAUAUGCACAUUACAUAUGGAUUUUAACAAACCAUUCUUGACAGACUCAAAGUUAAGUUUAAUACAUAAAAUGUCCUAUUCACUUGAAAGAAAAAAAUCUACUUUUUAAAUGGACACUAUCUUGUUUUUUUUU